Molecule: messenger RNA, 6947 nt
Organism: Notolabrus celidotus (New Zealand spotty)
Lineage: Eukaryota; Metazoa; Chordata; Actinopteri; Labriformes; Labridae
Gene: srgap3
Product: SLIT-ROBO Rho GTPase activating protein 3
Exons: 23
Coding region: 612-3926 (1104 amino acids)
Biological process (GO): negative regulation of cell migration; signal transduction
Cellular component (GO): cytoplasm
Molecular function (GO): protein binding
Source: RefSeq, a predicted model, not a curated record
UGAGGAUGUUUUUCUUGCUCUAUUUUUUACCUCUGGAAAAAUGAACGAUUGAACGUUGAUUAAAACGUGCACUGCAAGAGGUCUAGAAAGCGCAAUUUGUCAGAGUACGCGCGGUGUCUGCCUACCUCCUCGCGUGCACGCAUGUCUGCUCAUCUGCGGGCACUGAAGGUACAAGGACCUGCCUUCCAGAAACCUUAACGCAUAUAUCUCCUCUCCCUUCAUCAUGUUGUUGCCAUAGUUUGGAGCUUCCUAUUGUCUUUUGUUGUUUCCCGCUGAAGCCUUAGAGUUGACCGGUGCCAGGAGGAGGAGAAGAAGGAGGAGGACUCGAGAAAAAAAAAAAGAACUCGCAGAAAAACAGAAGAAUGCUACACUGGAUGGACUGCUGCUCAUUUACUAUAUCUACCCUGAUUUCUUUUUUUAUUUUACAUUAAGCAAAGAGCUUUUAAACAGUCGGGCUGCAGUAGUACGACACAUUUCAGCUGAUUCUCCUCAAUGCACGAGUGCUAGAGAAGAAAGACGAAAAACGGAGGAACAUUACGAGUCGGGGAUCAUCACCUAAGACCCAGUAGAUUCCUCGUCCUGCGGGGUCUCACCCUAAAACCAGAGGGAAAAUGUCAUCUACUAAAUACAAGAAGGAUAAGGAGAUCAUAGCGGAUUAUGAGACCCAAGUGAAAGAGAUCCGUAACCAGCUGGUGGAGCAGUUCAAAUGCUUGGAGCAGCAGUCUGAUUCUCGCAUCCAGCUGCUGCAGGACCUGCAGGAGUUCUUCCGCCGCAAAGCAGAGAUUGAGCUGGAAUACUCCCGUAGCUUAGAGAAACUGGCCGAGAGGUUCUCCUCCAAGAUUCGAAGCUCCAGGGAGCACCAACAGUUCAAGAAGGACCAACACCUGCUAUCCUCAGUAAACUGCUGGUACCUGGUACUGAACCAGACAAGGAGGGAGAGCCGAGAUCACGCCACCCUCAGCGAAAUCUACACCAAUAACGUCAUUGUCCGCUUGGCCCAGAUCUGCGAGGAUGUCAUCCGCCUGUUUAAGAAGAGUAAGGACAUCGGGAUCCAGAUGCAUGAAGAGUUGGUGAAGGUGACGAAUGAACUCUACACUGUGAUGAAAACGUAUCACAUGUACCACACUGAGAGCAUCAGCGCAGAGAGCAAGCUGAAGGAUGCUGAGAAGCAGGAGGAGAAGCAGUUCAGCAAGUCUGGAGAUCUCAACGUGAACCUCCUGCGCCACGAGGACCGCCAGCCGAGGCGCAGUUUCGUCAGGAAAAUAGAGAAGAUGAAAGAGAAGAGGCAAGCCAAGUACUCAGAGAAUAAGCUGAAAUGCACAAAAGCACGGAACGACUAUUUAUUGAACCUGGCGGCGACAAAUGCAGUCGUGGCAAAAUAUUACAUCCAUGACGUCUCUGAUAUGAUUGAUUGCUGUGACCUUGGCUACCACGCUAGCUUGGCACGCACCUUUAGGACCUAUCUAUCUGCUGAAUACAACCUGGAGACAUCACGCCACGAGGGACUGGAUAUCAUCGAGAAUGCAGUGGACAACCUUGAUUCCCGCAGUGACAAGCACAAGAUCAUGGAUAUGCAUAACCAGGUGUUCUGCCCUCCGAUGCGCUUUGAGUACUUGCCACAUAUGGGAGAUGAGGUGUGCCAGGUGAGCGCUCAGCAGCCCGUCCAGACUGAGCUCCUGAUGCGCUACCACCAACUGCAGUCUCGCCUAGCUACUCUAAAGAUUGAGAAUGAGGAGGUGAGAAAGACCUUGGAUGCAACCAUGCAAACCCUGCAGGACAUGCUGACAGUGGAGGAUUUUGACGUGUCGGAUGCUUUCCAGCACAGCCGCUCCACUGAGUCCAUCAAGUCUGUGGCCUCUGAGUCCUACAUGAGCAAGAUGAAUGUUGCCAAGAGGAGGUCGAACCAACAGGAGACUGAAACCUUCUACUUCUCAAAAUUCAAGGAGUUCCUGAACGGCAGUAACCUCAUCAUCAAGCUGCAGGCCAAACAUGACCUCCUGAAGCAGACACUGGGUGAAGGGGAACGGGCUGAGUGUGGAACUACAAGGCCCCCCACUCUUCCCCCUAAACCACAGAAAAUGCGGAAGUCUAGGCCACGCUCCUUGUAUAACCAUAAGCUGUUUAACGGCAAUAUGGAGACCUUCAUCAAGGAUUCAGGUCAACCCAUCCCACUUGUUGUUGAAAGCUGUGUCAGAUACAUCAAUCUAUACGGCCUGCAGCAGCAGGGCAUAUUUCGCGUGCCGGGAUCACAGGUGGAAGUCAAUGAUAUUAAAAACUCAUUUGAGAGGGGUGAAGACCCCUUGAUCGAUGACCAGAAUGACCAUGAUAUCAACUCAGUAGCCGGUGUGCUGAAGCUGUACUUCAGAGGACUUGAGAACCCCAUCUUCCCAAAAGAGCGCUUCCUGGACUUCAUCUCCACCAUCAAGCUGGAAUCUGGAGCUGAGAGGGCGCAUCACAUCCAGCAGAUUGUCGUGACUCUUCCUCGCACCAUCAUCAUCGUCAUGAGAUACCUUUUUGCUUUUCUCAAUCAUCUCUCCCAGUACAGUGACGAGAACAUGAUGGAUUCCUACAAUUUAGCGAUCUGCUUUGGUCCAACCCUGAUGCCCAUCCCAGAUGGACAGGAUCCUGUUUCAUGCCAGGCUCAUGUAAACGAGGUCAUCAAGACCAUCAUCAUCCACACUGAGCUCAUCUUCCCCAGCCUACGUGAGCUGGACGGCCCGGUGUAUGAAAAGUGCAUGACUGGAGGAGAGGAGUACUGUGACAGCCCCCAUAGUGAACCAGGGACUAUAGAUGAGGCUGAUAAUGGAACUGAACCCCACACCAGUGAUGAAGAGGUGGAACAAAUCGAGGCCAUUGCGAAGUUCGACUAUGUUGGUCGCACUCCCAGAGAGCUGUCAUUCAAGAAAGGAGCGUCCCUGCUUCUGUACCACAGAGCGUCUGAGGACUGGUGGGAGGGACGUCACAAUGGUGUGGACGGCCUCAUCCCACAUCAGUAUAUUGUAGUGCAAGAUCUGGAUGAUGCUUUCUCAGAUAACCUCAGUCAGAAAGCAGACAGUGAAGCCAGCAGCGGUCCGCUACUGGAUGAUAAGGGUUCAUCCAAAAAUGAUGCUCCGUCCCCAUGUGAACCAUCACCUGACUACAACUUUGGAGGAGUCAUGGGAAGGGUCAGACUAAGGUCUGAUGGAGCUGCAAUCCCUCGUCAUAGAGGUGGUGCAGACACUCACAGCCCCACCAGAGUAGCCGACACGCCUCCACGGGCUGCAGCCUGUCCCAGCAGCCCUCACAAGGUGUCCAUCAGCAAAGCUCGAAUGGAGAGUCCAGAAAAGAGGCGUCUCGGUACAUUUGGCAGUGCUGGAAGCAUCAACUACCCAGAUCGAAAAGCUUACCCUGAGGGUCACCCUUUGAGGCCGGUGACAGGGGCCACCCGACACAGCAGCCUCGGGGACCACAAAUCAUUGGAGACUGAAACUCUGGCCGAGGACAUAGAAAAGACUAUGACCACAGCUCUGCAUGAGCUGCGUGAGCUGGAGCGACAGAACACGGUUAAACAGGCUCCCGACGUGGUCUUGGACACUUUGGAGCCCAUGAAGAACCCUGUCAGCUCUGAGCCUGGCAGCCCUCUACACACCAUCAUGAUCCGAGACCCAGAUGCAGCCAUGCGCCGCAGCAGCAGUUCCACCUCAGAGAUGAUGACCACGUUCAAACCCGCUCUCUCUGCCCGCCUGGCUGGCACUCAGCUACGCCCUCCACCCAUGAGGCCGGUGCGCCCUCCUCCCACCCAACACCGCUCCAGCAGCUCCAGCUCAUCAGGAGUCGGCAGCCCUGCUGUAACUCCCACUGAGAAGAUGUUUCCAAGUAACAACACAGCCGCUGGUUCUAAUAUGAACACAUCUGGUGAUGCUGGUGAUAAGUCUGGUACCAUGUAGCGAAGGUGGAAUCUGACAGUUGGGAAGGUUGUAAAACUUUCCACGUAAGGGGAAAGCUUAAAGAUGGAGUGUUGAUGUGAAAAAAUAGCAGAUUGUCAUUUCCUCUGUGUUUUCUGCCUGACUUGCGGGUAUAAGUGUGUUACCUUGGUGAUAAAAGGGUGGAAGAAGCUGCAGAGGUGUGAUAGCGUAAAGCUCUUUGAAACUUGAUUUAACUAGAGUGUGUCCAUGAACACAGGUAUUUCAGUUUACCUCAGUAACACAGAUAACAGUGAAUGCAAGUGAAGCAAUACUUGUGUGCAAUCUGGUUUCCACCCAGCACACGUCGUCCAGCUGUCUAUGAGUAUGAAACGAACAUCUGGAUGGGCAUGUGCAAGCAUUCAGGAAAAAUACAAUGUCUGUCUGUAACAGACUUUAUGACUGUACAUACAAUCUUACUUGAAGUCGCCAUACUUACUUUUUGUAUUAUAAUACAUUGGAUGUCCAUUAAAGUAUCAACUAAGUGACAUUGUAUCCCUCUGCAUGCAGGGAGAUAAUAAGGAAAUCAUGAAAAACUUGCAUCAGUUGAGAAAUUUGGAAUUAAAUUUCAGUCAGUCAAAUAUUUGACAGUAUUAUAAUGUGAGAGACUUUUGGUCUCAUAAAUAGUCUACACAAAAUCCACUGCAAAACUAAAAUAAGCAUGAUCUCAGUUAACUUAAACAUUACUGAUCAGGACUUUAUAAAACACGUCAUCUUGCACCAUUAUGAGCAGCAGGACAGUAAGCAGUGCUGUCUCUGUGUCCUUUUCUAUGUCCUGUAUAAAAAUGCAGAAAACUAAUGCACCAACUAAUGUAGAAAAUCCUGUGGUAAACAUGUAAAUAAUAUAUAGCUAGUUCUUUUUUUAAGUGUUAAUUUUGUACAGUACAAAAAAAAAAGUAAAAGGGAUGGCUGUGGAAUUGAUUUGUUAAGAUCAUACACCUCCUUUUGUAUCAUCUUCAGUGAACUGCAAACACGUUCUUUGUCUGUGGAAAAAAAAAAAGAAUUCAAAUAAUUUAACUUGUGCUGUGUGUGCUUAGAAUGCAUCUGAUAACUGUUAUAGAGAAAUUGACCACUGACUAACAGACAACAAAGACUGUUUUUUUUGGUUUGUUUGUUGGCAUCAUGUUUUGACACACAAAGUGUUCAAUUGGAAGCUAGAACUGUUUCCUCUUCAAGUUUUAUCUGGGUACUUUCAUUGCAAAAGAUGCAUUGAAUUGUACCCUUUUACAGCUCCUCUUUCAAAAUGAAAAUGUGAUACACACCCAGAGGAACCUGAGAAGCAGACAGUGUGACAUCCUGUUCUCACAUCUGUUUCCUAUCUUCCUGCCUUUUCUUGUCUGUAUUGAUAGAUAAAGUUAUUGCAUACCAUUUCUUGUUUUCUGUGGUAGAAAACUUAAAAGAGAACAUUUCAGUGUUUUUAUUUACUUUACCUCUCUUGUCAUUCUGACAGCUCUCAUCCAGAGACCUUGUUAUCCGCAUCCCAAAGAGCCUGCUCUUUUCUGCAUGUUUUGCGCUGUAACGUCUGACUCAUCCUCUGGGGCAGUUAAUGGCUGUAUGCAGUGCCUUGCCUGGGUAAAACGCACAAAUUAUUGCAAUUAUGGAUGUUUUUUGCCUCAAGGAAUAGGCCUUAACAUUUACAGGGAUUGGGAAUGAUGAUUUCUGCUGCUUGCUGCAGUUACUCAAACACAAAGAAUGAAAGAGAAAACUGCUAGAUUGAGCAAAAGAUACUCACUUAUUAGCAUGUAAACCAAGCUCUGAUUCCUCUUUAACUCUGCAGCCAUUCUGUGCUUUCUGCAGUAAUAAUCAGAUACAUGAUUGCUUGUUACUGACAGAUCUAUAAAUGUCCAGGGUGGGAAGGGAGGAUUCUAAAGAAUGGAAAGUUAUGCAAACAGAAAAACAGGCAAAAACAGCAUUUAAUGUCAUACAGUGCGCUUACACCCUCUGCUGGUUCCUGCUGGCAUUGCCUCUUGAUAACAUCAGCUCACAUGGGCAGUGCUAGUAUGAUGUGCAGCUCAUUUUACAAUCACUGAGCUUAUUCAUAUAUUUCUAUUUGUCUUUCCUGUUAACAGUUUUGCACCUGUUGAAAUCUAUGAAGAUAAUGUUAGAAAAAAAAGCAUAUGUGUAUUCAAAUGCAAAAGAAAGCACAGAAGUUAAAAAGGUGGACUUACAUCAUAUUUAAUUAACUAGACUGUUUGUUUUUUUAUUUAUAGACACUUGCAUAAGUGGAGCAGAAAUUUUGAGUGCCUUUUGUGCACAGCAUCAUUUUUUAUUGGACUUUUAUAUUUACUUUUUUUUACUGUGAUAUGUUGUCUGUUAGUUGUCAUGUUUAUUAUAAACUGAUGUUGCUUUUUUUAAUCUUUACUUCUUGCUACUCGUGGAAAACCAUCAUAAGGGAGACAUUGUGUAAAGUUAUUCCUCUGGUGAAUUACAGAGGAAAUCAUCAUGAAAAGCUUGUCUGUGCUUGAGUGACCCCGAAGAAUUAAAGAAAUGAAAACUACUGUAUACAUGAUCUACUGGGAAAGGUUCAGUAGAAUUAUCUCAGACUAUUUCCUUUCAUCUUUUCGUUCUGUGUGAAACGCCUGUGCUGUGGUUGAGCCGUAACUCCUGUAAAAUCAAAGUCAUUGCAGAAAUGUUGGAAAAAGCAGAACUCUUAUAAACCCUCUUCCUGCGGGGGUAGUAAUGAAGCACUCGAUGCUCUUUUGUUUUCCCUACAUGUGAUGUUACAUGGACAUUUUCUCUCUAGGAAUGUAUGCUGAAAUGGAUAACACUGUUGGACAUUAAGUUAAUAUUCAAAAUAGACAUUACAGUGGGAGAGCAGCCUGUGGGGAGUGAGGUGUGAGUAGCUGUCACACUGUUAAACUUCUCUUUAGUUGUUUGUCUAGUGAUGCUGUUUGUGGAUGAGUGUCUGGAUGUUUGAAACCCUGUGAUGUAAUGUACACCAUACCACUGACUGGUUGUUGAAAAACCUUGAGUCCAAAUAAACCAGUAGUGCUCUGUGAAAUAUGA